Leucoraja erinaceus (little skate) is the source of this 4300-nucleotide messenger RNA. RefSeq names its product N-deacetylase/N-sulfotransferase (heparan glucosaminyl) 2a (gene ndst2a). Gene Ontology annotation, cellular component: Golgi apparatus. The transcript is spliced from 16 exons. Gene Ontology annotation, molecular function: heparan sulfate N-sulfotransferase activity; deacetylase activity. The record is from RefSeq and is a predicted model, not a curated record. The coding region runs from base 598 to 3228 and encodes 876 amino acids. NCBI's taxonomy places the organism in Eukaryota, Metazoa, Chordata, Chondrichthyes, Rajiformes, Rajidae.
GCGGGGUUGGGGUUUGUCGGGCGAUGGCGGCGGCUGGAGCCGGGCUGCCCGGUGUGUGAGCAGCGCCGCCGGCUGCAGACAGACAGACAGACAGACAGACCAGACACCCACCCACCCACACCGCCCGGACCGACCCUCGCCUCGGCGCCGGCAACCGCAGGCAUCUAAAGAUUCAUUAAAGCCCCUGUCCGAGGUUGUAAAGUGACUGGACAUUGAACAGGAGGGGAAAGUUAUUGAAGGUCGCAGGCUCCUGAAGGUUUGCAGAGGGCAGCGUUGGAACGUACAUCGAAUGACCUGGGCCGGCCAGGAGUUUGUGUGGAGUUGGUUCUGGGCGUGUUCCUUCACCAUGGCCAGCGGCCUCUUGCCCGUGCGGCCCCGUGCGAUAGCAGCAGCGGCCGGUUACUGAGGGAGGAAGGCCGUGACUGGGCCGCGCGCGGGGGGCAGCGUGGACGAGCGGUGGCCGCGAGGGAUGGGAUUACUCUGCCAUGGUCACGUAGAUUAAAUGGCAGCUCGUGAGGAGUGGCUUCCCGGUUGUCUCCUCCGCAGGUUGUCCCCUCCGCCGUGCCGACCCUUCGCCCGCGGUCACCCGCGCUCACCAUGGUCAAGUUCUGGAAGUUUGUGCGGAGUUUCAGGCAGUUGGAGCUGCACCGACUGAUCCUGAUGUUGAUGGUGUUCAGCCUGGUGUCCAUGUGUCUCCUUGCUUACUACGUGACCAACAGCCCCAAGAUCAAGGAAGCCUUACCCUUGGCCAUCAGUGAUUGCAACAACCAACACCGAGUCUCCCAGCCCCCUCGACACCACACCCCCCUCCUAGACUCCUCCCGCACCGACCCCAUGGUCCUCAUCUUUGCCGAGAGCAUUUACUCUCAGCUGAUCCAGGAGAUUGUCACCAUUUUAGAAUCCAGUCGCUUUAAGUACAGGACAGAGAUCGCCCCGGGGAAGGGCGAUGUACCGACGCUGACAGACAAGGGCCGGGGGCGAUUCGCACUCAUUGUGUACGAGAACAUUCUGAAGUACGUUAACCUAGAUGCCUGGAACCGGGAGUUGCUAGAUAAGUACUGUGUGGAGUAUGGAGUUGGGAUCAUUGGGUUCUUCAAAGCCAACGAGAACAGCUUGCUGAGCGCUCAGCUCAAGGGCUUCCCCCUGUACCUGCACUCUAACCUGGGCUUGAAGGACUAUCACAUCAACCCCAACGCCCCACUGCUCUAUGUGACCCGGGCCAACCAAGUGGAACAGGGACCUCUGCCGGGAGAUGACUGGACCGUCUUUCAGUCCAACCACAGCACGUACGAGCCGGUGCUUCUGGCCAGCACCAAGUCGGCAGAGUACAUCCCCCACCUCAGCACACACAAGGCUCUUCACGCCACUGUCAUCCAGGACCUGGGCCUUCACGACGGCAUCCAGAGGGUCUUCUUCGGCAACACCUUGAACUUCUGGCUUCACAAGCUGAUCUUCGUCGAUGCCAUCGCCUACCUGACGGGCAAGCGUUUGUGUCUGUCCCUCGACCGAUAUCUCCUCGUCGACAUCGAUGACAUCUUCGUGGGCAAGGAAGGAACCAGGAUGAAAGUCUUGGAUGUCAAGGCCUUGUUGUUGUCCCAAAACAAGCUGAGAACUCUGGUCCCCAACUUCACCUUCAACUUGGGCUUCUCCGGCAAGUUCUACCACACAGGGGCGAGCCAGGAGGACGCUGGCGAUGACAUGCUGCUGAAACACAGGAAUGAGUUCUGGUGGUUCCCCCACAUGUGGAGCCACAUGCAGCCUCACCUCUUCCACAACGAGACUGUGCUCGCUGACCAGAUGAAGCUCAACAACCAGUUUGCGCUGGACCACGGCAUCCCGACCAACAUGGGCUAUGCAGUUGCCCCCCAUCAUUCCGGGGUGUACCCCGUCCACACGCAGCUCUACAAGGCCUGGAAAUCGAUCUGGGGGAUCAAGGUGACCAGUACAGAGGAGUACCCACACUUGAAGCCGGCUCGAUACCGCAGGGGAUUCAUCCACAAUGGCAUCAGGGUUCUACCACGCCAGACCUGUGGACUGUUUACACACACCAUCUUUUAUAACGAAUAUCCCGGAGGAUCCAAGGAACUGGAUAAAAGUAUUCAGGGCGGAGAACUCUUCCUGACUGUACUGCUCAACCCAAUCAGUAUCUUCAUGACUCACCUGUCCAACUACGGCAAUGACCGCCUGGGCCUGUACACGUUCGAGAGCCUGGUGAAAUUCGUGCAGUGCUGGACCAACCUGAAGCUGCAGACACUGCCGCCGGUGGAACUGGCUGCCAAGUACUUCGAGCUCUUCCCAGAGGAAAAGGACCCUCUGUGGCAGAAUCCGUGCGAUGACAGACGACACAAGGACAUUUGGUCGAAAGAAAAGACUUGUGACCGGCUGCCAAAGUUCCUUAUCAUCGGCCCUCAAAAAACUGGUACCACAGCGUUGCACUUUUUCCUGUCCUUACACCCUGGAAUCAUGAGUAAUUUCCCCAGCCCUGUCACCUACGAGGAGAUCCAGUUCUUCAAUGGCGCCAACUACCACAAAGGAAUAGACUGGUACAUGGAGUUCUUCCCCAUCCCGUCAAACGUGAGCACAGACUUGACGUUUGAGAAGAGCGCCAACUACUUUGAGUCGGAGGUGGUUCCCAAGAGGGCGGCGGCCCUGCUUCCCCGAGCAAAGAUCAUCGCCAUCCUGAUCAACCCGGCAGAGAGGGCAUACUCCUGGUACCAGCACCAGCGAGCCCACCAGCUGCCCGCGGCUUUGAACUUCACCUUCCACCAAGUGAUCAGUGCCAGCCCCGAUGCCCCCAGGGAGGUCCGCCUUCUGCAGAGUCGCUGCCUGCUUCCAGGCUGGUAUGCCACACACAUUGAAAGGUGGCUGGCCCACUAUCAGCCUUCCCAGCUCCUUAUUGUCAAUGGCCUACAGCUACGAAACAACCCAGUGGCCGUCAUGGAGAGCGUGCAGAAAUUCCUUGGGGUCACCCUUCACUUGAACUACACUCAGGCACUGAUGUUCGAUGACAGCAAGAGUUUCUGGUGCCAGAUUGUAGAGGGCGGAAAGUCCAAGUGUUUGGGCAAAAGUAAAGGCAGGAAAUACCCAGAGAUGGAUUCAUUGUCACGGACGUUCCUGUCGAACUAUUACAGGGAGCACAACGCUGAACUCUCCAAGCAGCUGAAUCGACUGGGACAGGCGUUGCCCAGCUGGCUGAGAGAGGAGCUGCAACACAACCGCUGGAGCUGAGAGUCCGUCGCUCGCUCGUUCCCUCGCUGCCGAUUUCAACAGCCACUGACCUCCUCUCCCUUCCGUUCACCAGCUUCACGGGCGGAGGUAGUGGAGAUUGUGGGGCGCUCCCAUCCACUGGGUUGCUGGGCCAGAGACAGAACAAUACUGGACCGACCGACUGACUGACCAGUCGUGGGGGGGUCACCGCUUCCAGAUACUGGAACGUGCAACGCAGCACCCCCCCCCCCCGACCCUUGAAGUAUAUCCUCGUCAAACUGUGGAAUGAUUGUUACAUUGGCUGCUUUCACACCAGGAAUGUCCUAUCCACUAAAAGCAGGGACAUUGAUGUACAGCAGAGAGUGUUAGUUAGUGACACUUGCUGGCCACCAGGUACUAAUCACGUGGAUACCAAUUAAUUAUUAAACAUGUACAUAUUUCCUUUUUUUUUUUGAGGCAAUAAUUGUCAGCUGCAACCCAGGGAAACGAUCAUCGUGUCCCAUUCCUCCCUCCCAAACAGUUCCUGAAGGUAUUUGGACAUUCACGUUCAACUUCAGUUUGCAAAGACACAAGAAUUUCCUCCCAAGAACCUUCGUGGCUUCAGUCCUCCAGUUUAGAUUCCAUUUGGAAUAUUUUGGAGGACCAGGGAGCAAAGAAUAACCAGUGUUUAAUUGUUCUAUAUCUGUGUCUUGUCUAAGAGACUUACUACAUUUUAUCAAGGCCAGCUUGUCCUUUCUCAAGUUGUGGGGGUCUCGGGAAAGAUGUACCCCCCCCCCCAAUGUUGGACUCAACUCAUCUCACCUAUUGUAUGUCAUUCACAUUGAAUGAUGUUAUUGGAGAAUUUUACUCUCAAGACAGCUGAUGCUAUGUUGUAGUUUGCAGCGUUCAGUGGAGACCGAGGAUUGUGUUCUUUCACUUUGGGUGUAAAUUUUGUGGUUAAAUGUGAUGUACUUUGUAAGAACUUAAAACAUUCUCGACAUUGGCUGAGGCGUGUGUAAAUAUUAUAACCGUACAAAACUGGUCCAGCCAGACUGAGCAGAUGUGCCUGGCAAUCCGCAACUGUGAAUUAAACCAAAAAUCAAUGGUCAGAUAA